Molecule: messenger RNA, 538 nt
Organism: Cuscuta campestris
Lineage: Eukaryota; Viridiplantae; Streptophyta; Magnoliopsida; Solanales; Convolvulaceae
Source: the annotation of a GenBank genome assembly
CCGAGCAAGGUGUAUGAUUUGCUUAGGGUGAAGGCCAACCCCAAGCCUUGGAUGGCUUUUAUUUGGCACUCGACUAUUCCUCCUAAAUGCUCCUUUACGAUGUGGCUAGUAUUUAGGAGGAGGCUGCCCACUAAAUCAAAUUUGGAAUUUCUGGGCCUGCCUAUGGAGUGUACCCUCUGUGGGGAUACCCUUGAGGACAUUGAUCAUUUGUUUUUUGGGUGUGUAAUCUCAAAGCAGGUUUGGGAGGCCAUUAAGCAGUGGUUACGGAUUGAUGGGCACCUAAGCACUCUUGAUAGAGCUGUUCGUUGGAUGAAGACCUUUCGAAGAGGUGAUGCUGUUCUUAAGAAGGCUAGGAGUAUUGGCCUGGCAUGUACUGUUUUCCAGAUUUGGAAACAACGUAAUGCUACCCUUUUCGAUCAAGAACCUAUUCAUGUUGAGGGUAUGAUUUUUAAAAUCAAAGUGAUGGUCUAUUCCAUUUUGGGGAGACUCUGGCAUACGUAUUCCCUCCCCUUUUGAUGAACAAACUGUUACUGUUAAG